GAUUCGAUUGGUAUAAUGUUUACGCUCCGUCGUCGUGCCUCGUCUUUUGCGUAGAAAGAGCAAAGCAGAGGGCAGAGACGGGAAGGAAUAAACCAGUAGCAACAGAUAGUGAAAGUGUGCGGCGCAACUUCCUCAAGCUGGUGGGAAAAGCUUCGGCGGGGGCGUUAAAACGUUCGGACACGGUUGCCAACCAUGGCUGAAACGAUAGAAGAUGUGCCGAUGGCGGACAGCAGCGACGGUCAAAUGGAACACGGUCGCACCCGCGAAAGUAUUCAGUCCAACAGUUCGUUCAGCUCGUCCACGAGCGACCAGGACGGGGCGGACGAUGGAACGUACAUAGACAACAGUCCGUGGGUGUUCAUGCCAGAGCCGCUGUUUAUCAACAUUUUCCUGCAGCUUGAGGCUCGCGACGUCCUGAACGCAGGACAAUGCUGCAAGCGAUGGUAUAAACUCUCGAAGGAUGAUUACAUCUGGCGGAAGUAUUUCCGCCAGGAGUUUAAUGUGGAUCCAUCCAUACCGCUGAAACGAGGAGCGGAAUCCUGGCGUGCCGAGUAUCGACGAUUAACAAAUAAUGUACCAAUGGUUAUGACGGAUGUAUUGACCUUCCAUUCGCAUCAAGUGCUGCACGUCAGCUUUUCACACAACGGGAAAAUGUUUGCCACAUGCUCCAAGGAUGGGUUCGUGAUCGUAUGGAAUUCGGCUUAUCCGACCACGAUACGGGAUUCGUACGAUAUGCGUAAGCUUAGCUGGAAGUAUACCCAGUUUUCCCAGUUCAAUCAAAGCGACACGCUCCUGCUCGUAUCCGGCGUCCAUUUUGGCUCACCACAUAGUACUUCCGGCGAGAUUGCUGUAUUCACUGUACAAAACGGCUUUAAACUAAAGUGUCGAGUUACGAAUCGACCGUACGACAUAUUCGGCACCUGGUUCAGCGAUCAACAUCUGCUGUCUGGUGAUCUUAGCUGGUUGGCACAUUUGGUCAGUUCUUCCAUUCUGUGGCUCAAUAAGGCGAACCAGGAGGUCGAUUCGGAGCAUACCCCGGUACGAAGUCAAAUGUACAAAUUCUACAAUCGCAAUGCCAGCUCCAUACGUGCGAUCAUGGUUGCCAAUUGUCCAUGGUUAAGCGAUGAAACCGAGGGUAAGCGGGAUAAUGGAAAAAAUUCGACCACCGAUGGUGCCGAGCAGAAAUCGACGGACGAGGAACCGGGCACCAGUGGUGGAGAUCGUCGUGCAGGAAAUCCACUUUCCCAUUACCAGAUGAACCAGGAUGUAGACUCCGACGAUGAUCAGGAGGAAGCAGUAGAUGAUGGCGAGUUAUUGCUCUAGUAUCGUCUAACGCUGGUGAAUGUUUAUUGAAUUAAUGCAUUUGGUUACUGUUGUUUGACACACACAGGUCAAGAUCCGAAUGCGGUAGAGGAUGUGCCGUACCAGUUGCUAGUUGGCGAUCGGGCAGACUAUGCCAGCCCGAUACAGUAUCUGGAAGAAUUUCGCCAGGAGUACGAGGAAUCGUACUACGAAUCAUCGGACGACUGCCUGGAGGACGAUGAAGACGAUGCGGACGAAGAGGAGCUGUCCGACGGGGAGGACGAUUUAGAAAAUCUUUGCCCAAAGUAUCUGAUAUUUUCGACCGGAUCGAAAACUUACACACCGCAUCAGAUCGGGUUCAAGCGCAUCACGAGUGUUAACUUCCCGCGCCGUCUCGAUCCGGGCCCGUCGCUUCGGGAACGUAUAGCGCUGCGCGAUCGGCAGCGCGAGUUACAGGUAAUUAUGGCUGAGAUGUCACCAGAAGAAAUCCGCCUGCAGUAUAUCUUACAGAACGAGGAACCGCCGAUGGAACCAAACUGGGCGAACUACGAAGCAGUGGCCGGCCGCUUCGACAAGGUGGACAAGCUGAUUGAUCUGCACGGGCACAUCAUUGGGAUGGGGCUGAGUCCGGACCAUCGCUACCUGUACGUUAACAGCCGACCGUGGCCGAAAAAUUGCGUCAUUCGUAAUCCGCUCGAUCCGCCGGCGAUCGCGCAGGAGAUCGAUAUACAUGUAAUAGAUUUGAUGACAUUGAAAAAGGUGGGCAAGAUGCGGCGUGCUCACAAGGCGUACACGCCCAAUACUGAAUGUUUCUUCAUUUUUCUGGACGUCUGUGAUAAUUAUGUGGCCAGCGGUUCCGAGGACAUGCACGCAUACCUUUGGGAUCGUUAUUAUGGCGUAUGUUUGGCAAAGUACCAGCACACUGACGUGGUAAACAGUGUUGCUUUCAACCCGCGUGACAAUGAAAUGCUUGUGACCACCAGUGAUGACUACGAAAUUAAGAUAUGGCGAUCAUUUUCGAAAGCGCAAAAGCUGGGUAUACCGACAACUAACCGGGCGUUGGAAUUUCGUAAAUUGAAAAACAAUCGUCCUUCAUCGCAACCCCAACCACACCAGCAAGGAAUGCGAUCAUUCGUUUAG
Messenger RNA from Anopheles maculipalpis, 2442 nucleotides. It is a transcript of the gene Fbw5, whose product is annotated as F-box/WD repeat-containing protein 5. The record is from RefSeq and is a predicted model, not a curated record. The transcript has 6 exons. Gene Ontology annotation, molecular function: protein binding. NCBI's taxonomy places the organism in Eukaryota, Metazoa, Arthropoda, Insecta, Diptera, Culicidae. Gene Ontology annotation, cellular component: Cul4-RING E3 ubiquitin ligase complex; SCF ubiquitin ligase complex. Gene Ontology annotation, biological process: protein ubiquitination.